AUGGAGUCUAUACGUCUACUUCUCGCAAUUAUCCUCGUUGGUCUAUAUCUUGUUAGAUCAUUAUUCAGCAGAAAGCACCCUCUAGGACCCUUACCACCAGGACCUCCCCGAAAACCAAUUAUCGGCAAUCUAACAGACCUGCCAUCCCACGAUGUCCGCGAUUGGGAAUACUGGCUUACACAUAAAGACCUCUACGGUCCAAUCAGCUCAUUGAGCAUACUAGGCGACAACAUCGUCAUCCUCAACGACGCCCGCUACGCCCGAGAAAUACUCGAAAAGCGAUCUUUCAUCUGGUCCUCCAGACCCAGUUGGAACUUCGGUAAAAUGGCCGGUUGGGAUAAGAUUCUAGGUACCCUAGAAUAUUCAAACCCUUCGUUUAAGGGCAUGCGGAAGGCCCUUGGUCAUCAGAUUGGAUCGAAGGCGGCUGUGUCUCGAUUCAAUGCGGUGCAGGAUCUUGAAGUCCGUCGGUUUCUUCUUCGUGUACUUGAGGAUCCGGAUAAGUUACUACAACAUAUACGCAAAGAGGCUGGUGCUAUCGUUUUAAAGGUCGCUUAUGGCUAUACGAUUGAGCCACAUGGGCCUGACCCCCUUGUUGACCUCGCUGAUGAGGCUAUGGCUACUUUUGGGUUGGCCAUUCUUCCGGGGACGUGGGCUGUGGAUUUUAUUCCCAUCUUGAAACAUGUGCCUACGUGGUUUCCGGGGGCUCGGUUUGCACGGAUGGCAAAACAAUUUCGAAAGAAUGUUGCAGAUUUCAGUGAUGUGCCAUUCGCAUUUGUGAAACGGAAAUUAGCCCAGAAGGACUUUGAGCCAUCUUUUCUGGCCGGUUUACUUCAGAAGAAUGUGAGCCAGUCUGGGCCGGGGUCUUAUGAAGAAACGGUGAUAAAGUGGGCUGCUGCGUCCUUCUAUGGUGGCGGAUCUGAUACGACGGUAUCCACCAUGUCGAGUUUCUUCCUUGUGAUGGCACUCUUCCCCGAGGUGCAACGGAAGGCGCAAGCCGAAAUUGAUCGUGUCGUAGGGCCAGACCGUCUACCUAGCUUUCAGGAUCGCGAAAAUCUCCCAUAUAUUAAUGCCAUGGUCAAAGAAAUCCUCCGGUGGCAUCCGGUUCUCCCGAUGGGUACAGCGCACGCCUCCGUCACCGAAGAUAUGUAUGAAGGGUAUACAUUUCCCAAAGGGACUCUGAUGGUCCCGAAUGUCUGGGCUUUUACACACGACCCCAAUACCUACCCAGAUCCUCACGCCUUUAAGCCAGAACGCUUCCUAAGCUACGAAGGACACGAACCCGAGGCCAAUCCGUACUACUUGGUCUUCGGAUUCGGACGCCGUGUAUGCCCAGGCCGCACACUAGCUGAUGCGAACCUGUACAUCUCCAUUGCUCAAUCGGUGGCAGCCUUUACCAUCACCAAGCCAACUCGAGAUGGUAAGGAGAUCGAUUCACGGGCCGAAUAUCAAGCGGGUGCGAUCAGUCAUCCGGUGCCGUAUAACGUUACUAUCAAACCGCGUAGCCCGCAGUAUGAAGAGCUUAUCCGCGCAGUGGAAACAGACCAUCCGUGGGAGAAGAGCCAUUCUGAGGAGCUUAAGGAUCUUACGCUGGUGUGAUUUUUGGCGUGGGUAUCUCGGUGAUUUCGAUACUUUUUAUUGUUGGUACUAUUGGGACUGCAGAGACGGCGUCGCUGUUGGCUCAUCCAAGAACAAUAUAUUUUGCGUGGUGUCUCCACUCAAAGAUAUAUGUCAUUCCAUGGUACCAAGGGGCGUUGCACGAUUGAACCAGUACCUUAGACUGAGCCUAUGGAAUGAGUGUGUUUUCAGGGUUGGGCAACAACAGAGGGCCUGGACGUGGCCAUAAGAACGCAUAUUUUGUCUCAAACCAAGUCAGCAAAAAGGAAAAGCGUAGCAACACCCAAAACAAGUCUCCUAGAGACAUGUGAAAAAGCAAUGGAAAGCAAAAAAAGAUGGAGACGCGG
Messenger RNA from Aspergillus caelatus, 1961 nucleotides. RefSeq names its product cytochrome P450. Gene Ontology annotation, molecular function: heme binding; iron ion binding; monooxygenase activity. The transcript is spliced from 7 exons. The record is from RefSeq and is a predicted model, not a curated record. The coding region runs from base 1 to 1596 and encodes 531 amino acids. Lineage: Eukaryota; Fungi; Ascomycota; Eurotiomycetes; Eurotiales; Aspergillaceae.